CCCCGCUCGCCUCCCGCCCGCCCCCGCCGCCGCUCCGCGCCUCCCUCCGCCUCUCCUUCCCCCAUUCUCCCGGAUUAAUUAAGGAGACAGCGGCUGGAGGCUGAGUCCUGGCCGCGGGCCGGGGCCGGGGCGCCGCUGGCAGGAGCGCUUGAGGAUCCUCCAAGGCGACCAUGGCCUUGCUGGGAAAGCGCUGUGACAUCCCCGCCAACGGCUGCGGGCCUGACCGCUGGACCUCCGCCUUCGCCCGCAAAGACGAGAUCAUCACCAGCCUCGUGUCUGCCUUAGAUUCCAUGUGCUCAGCGCUCUCCAAGCUGAACGCCGAGGUGGCCUGCGUCGCCGUGCAUGAUGAGAGCGCCUUCGUGGUCGGCACCGAGAAGGGGAGAAUGUUCCUGAACGCACGCAAGGAGCUGCAGUCAGACUUCCUCAGGUUCUGCCGAGGGCCCCCGUUGAAGGAGCCGGAGGCAGAGCACCCCAAGAAGGUGCCACGGGGUGAGGGUGGCAGCCGGAACAUCCCACGGUCUGCCCUGGAACAUGGCUCGGACGUGUACCUUCUGCGGAAGAUGGUAGAGGAGGUGUUUGAUGUUCUUUAUAGCGAGGCCCUGGGGAGGGCCAGCGUGGUGCCGCUGCCCUACGAGCGGCUGCUCCGGGAGCCGGGGCUGCUGGCCGUGCAGGGGCUGCCCGAGGGCCUGGCCUUCCGGAGGCCGGCCGAGUACGACCCCAAGGCCCUCAUGGCCAUCCUGGAGCACAGCCACCGGAUCCGCUUCAAGCUCAAGAGGCCGCUCGAGGAUGGCGGGCGGGACUCGAAGGCCCUGGUGGAGCUGAAUGGCGUCUCUCUGCUAGCCAAGGGGGCUCGGGACUGUGGCCUGCACAGCCAGACCCCCAAGGGGCCACCCCAGGACCUGCCCCCCACCGCCCCCUCCUCGUCCGUGGCCAGCUUUCUGUACAGCACGGCCCUCCCCAACCACACCGUGCGGGAGCUCAAGCAGGAGGCGCCCGCCUGCCCGCUUGGCCCCAGCGACCUGGGCCUCGGCCGGCCCGGGCCGGAGCCCAAGGCCCCCGCUGCCCAGGACUUCCCGGACUGCUGUGGACAGAAGCCCACUGGUCCUGGAGGUCCUCUCAUUCAGAACGUCCAUGCCUCUAAGCGGAUCCUCUUCUCCAUCGUCCAUGACAAGUCAGAGAAAUGGGACGCCUUCAUCAAGGAAACCGAGGACAUCAACACCCUGCGGGAGUGCGUGCAGAUCCUGUUUAACAGCAGAUAUGCGGAAGCCCUGGGCCUGGACCACAUGGUCCCCGUCCCCUACAGGAAGAUCGCCUGCGACCCAGAGGCUGUGGAGAUCGUGGGCAUCCCAGACAAGAUCCCCUUCAAGCGCCCCUGCACCUACGGAGUCCCCAAGCUGAAGCGGAUCCUGGAGGAGCGGCACAGCAUCCACUUUGUCAUUAAGAGGAUGUUCGACGAGCGAAUAUUCACAGGGAACAAGUUUACCAAAGACCCCACGAAGCUGGAGCCGGCCAGCCCGCCAGAGGACGCCUCUACGGAGGUGGCCCGUGCUGCCGUCCUGGAUCUGGCUGGGACCGCCCGGUCAGACAAGAGCGGUCUCUCCGAAGACUGCGGGCCAGGAACCUCUGGGGAGCUGAGUGGGCUCAGACCCAUCAAAAUCGAACCAGAGGAUCCGGAUAUCAUUCAGGUCACUGUCCCAGACCCUUCCCCAGCCUCUGAGGAAAUGACAGACUCAAUGCCUGGACAUCUGCCCUCAGAAGAUUCUGGUUACGGGAUGGAGAUGCUGACUGACAAAGGCCCCAGCGAGGACCCUCGGCCCGAGGAAAGGCCAGUGGAGGAUAGUCACGGCGACGUGAUCCGGCCUUUACGGAAGCAGGUGGAGCUGCUUUUCAACACGCGAUACGCCAAGGCCAUUGGCAUCUCGGAGCCUGUCAAGGUGCCCUACUCCAAGUUCCUGAUGUACCCAGAGGAGCUGUUUGUGGUGGGGCUGCCUGAAGGCAUCUCCCUCCGCAGGCCCAACUGCUUUGGGAUCGCCAAGCUCCGGAAGAUCCUGGAAGCCAGCAACAGCAUCCAGUUUGUCAUCAAGAGGCCUGAGCUGCUCACGGAAGGAGUCAAAGAGCCCCUCGCGGACAGCCAAGAGAGGGAUUCCGGGGACCCUCUUGUGGACGAGAGCCUGAAGAGACAGGGCUUUCAAGAAAAUUAUGACGCCAGACUCUCGCGGAUCGACAUUGCCAACACGCUGAGGGAGCAAGUUCAGGAUCUGUUCAAUAAGAAAUAUGGGGAGGCCUUGGGCAUCAAGUACCCGGUCCAGGUGCCCUACAAGCGGAUCAAGAGUAACCCCGGCUCAGUCAUCAUCGAGGGGCUGCCCCCGGGGAUCCCAUUCCGAAAGCCUUGCACCUUUGGCUCCCAGAACCUGGAGAGGAUCCUCGCGGUGGCUGAUAAGAUCAAGUUCACCGUCACCAGGCCUUUCCAAGGACUCAUCCCGAAGCCUGACAGAUUCUUUACCAUCUGAGCCACCAGGGAAGCCCCUUGGAAAUGCUUUCUCUGCCCACGUGGUACCGGAGAGGAUGGCAGACUGCCUGGAAGAGGAGACGGGAAUGUGGCCUUGGCCCCAGGCCUCGGAGGUGGAACUGCCAGCGCCUUUCCAGGCAUUGGCUCCCCGGGCCAGGUGUCAGCCCGGAGGGGCCGGAGCAGGCCAGCUCUGCGCUUACUCAUGCCACUUGUCACACUGGGCUGGGAAGGCGUCCAGGCUCCCUGGGGCCUCCGAGGGUUCACCAGAGGUCACUGGGUGCCACUCCUGCCCCAGAAAGGGCUGUCCCCAGACUGUCGGAAAGUCACGGAAGCCUGAUAGGGGCCAGCUCCCGGGGUUCCAAGGGGAAUGGGGUCUAGAGAUCGGGUCUCGAGGGAAGGUGGAACGGUGGCAGGCGCCAGAGCCUGGAGGAAGGGGGGCUGUACCGGAGGCGGGAGCCCUGGGCACAUGGAGGGGUGGCAGAUAAUGUGUUUUGGGGUUGAGGGCUGAGGCAGUGUGGGGGCCAUGGGAGAGCACAGGCUGGCGUGCGGACAGACCCAGGCUGAGAGCCCUGACCCCUCUUACUAACCAUGUGGCUCUGGGAUCAUUAUUUCUCAUCUCCAAGCCUCCACUUCCUCUUUGAUGAGAUGGAGCUGGUCAUACCUGUUUCCCCAGGUGAUCUGGGUGGCUCAGUGGUGGGCAGCGGUGGGUCAGCCGUGGAGGACGGUUUCCCCCUGCUGAUGACUCAGAGAAGUAUUUGUAAAGUUGUCAGUUCUGGACCAGCUGUGAUGGGAAGGGCUCAGCCGGUGGGGUUGGCAGUCAUUACUGUUAUUCCAGGGGGUCAGGAAGGCUUCCUGGAGGAGGUUCUCUCUCUCUUUUUUUUUUUUGGCUCUGCUGGGUUUUUAUUUGAUGCAUAUGGGCUUUCUGUAGUCGUGGCGAGCAGGCUCCUCUUCACUGAGGUGUGCAGGCUUCUCUUGUGGAGCGUGGGCUCUAGGCAAAUGGGCUUCAGUAGUUGUGACUCGAGGGUCCAGAGCUCGGGCUCAAUCAACUUGUGGUGCACGGACUCAGUUGCCCGGCAGCAUGUAGAAUCUUCCCGGACCAGGAAGAGAACCCGUGUCCCCUGCUUUGACAGGCGGAUUCUUAACCACUGGACCACCAGGGAUGUCCAUAAAUGGCUAUUCACUAUUAUGAUGAUACAUUUCUUCCAGAUUUCCCCCAAGCUUAUUAAUUGUAUAUCUUGUGCAUUCUAUAAACUUACAAGCAUGCAUGCUUAAAAGAUAAGCAUUUUCCUGUGUCUUUAAAUCACUUUA
Messenger RNA from Dama dama (fallow deer), 3817 nucleotides. RefSeq names its product GTF2I repeat domain containing 1 (gene GTF2IRD1). The transcript has 23 exons. Gene Ontology annotation, cellular component: nucleus. The coding region runs from base 171 to 2510 and encodes 779 amino acids. Gene Ontology annotation, biological process: transcription by RNA polymerase II. The record is from RefSeq and is a predicted model, not a curated record. Gene Ontology annotation, molecular function: DNA-binding transcription factor activity. Lineage: Eukaryota; Metazoa; Chordata; Mammalia; Artiodactyla; Cervidae.